Molecule: messenger RNA, 1101 nt
Organism: Etheostoma spectabile (orangethroat darter)
Lineage: Eukaryota; Metazoa; Chordata; Actinopteri; Perciformes; Percidae
Product: probable intracellular septation protein A
Exons: 6
Coding region: 420-914 (164 amino acids)
Source: RefSeq, a predicted model, not a curated record
GGGUGGGAUGUUUCAUUGUGUGUCAAUAUGGGGCAGGGGUUAUAUGUGGCCGGCUGCAGCUAUUUUGGACACAAGUGAAGCACUGGAGGGCGGAAACAGCACUUUUUACACAUAAUCUAAGGAAACUAUUCUGUUCCUGUUAAGCAUGCGCCUUUGGACAGGGCAUUAUUCUUAAAUCUUAUGAGUACAAUGUAUAUUUAACACUUUAAUACAGACAGUCAAAGACAUAAAGAUAAUCUUUCAUCUUAAAUGUACAGUAUGUGAAGAUGUUUGGCUUUCAGUGAAUGUAAUGCAGCAGAAGUCUUUGUACAUGUGCAGCAUGAAAUACAAUCCUUUGGAGCUGAGGCAGUUUUUCAGCUGAACACAUCCCACCAUCAGGAGUAGCGUUACAGUCUAAUCUUCCUGAGUGUGUGACACCCAUGUUUCUCUACAUGCUAAUCUUCAUGGCGUAUCAUAGCAGCAGAUGGAUACCGAGGAAUCAGAGGCUAAAAUUUCAAAUAGUGAAUGCAGUGUUCACAGCACUUGUCCUGGUCCCUCAGUUCUACAUCAUGGGAAGGCCAAAAUCCUCAAGAUACUGCAAGCAGCCUCUCCUGAACAACCUGUCAGCCUCAAUUGCCUUAUCCUUCAUAGCUUCAGGGUUUUCAGUGAUAUUCACAUUGAUAGACCCAGUUCCUCAGAGCUUGUGGGCCUCCUUUCAUGUAUUUGGCCUGCUGACAUGUGGACAAGGACUAUGCACAACCAUCCUGACUCUGACAGCAGCACCAUGUGCCAAAACCACCCCUGAACUGUACUACAUUUCCCUGAUUUUAACUGUUGCAUCUAUCUUAAGUACAGGUUUCUUCAUGGUGAGAGGAGGACUCUGGUUGACUAACAGGAAGCUUGCGCCAGACCUGAGCAGAAACAAUGAGCAGUGAAGCAGUCCAGCUCUCCCACGUCGACAUCUGAUACUCCACCUAUUAAAAUUUCAUGUGGUUACUAUGCCACUAGCAGCUGGUAACUUCAAACCUGGAAUGUGACUUAAUCCUUCUCACGUUUUAAUGCUCACUUCAGAAAAACAUCCCAAAGCAGGUGUUUGUCUCAGUUGUUUGCUGGUAGUGAUAU